Molecule: messenger RNA, 643 nt
Organism: Spea bombifrons (plains spadefoot toad)
Lineage: Eukaryota; Metazoa; Chordata; Amphibia; Anura; Pelobatidae
Product: chemokine-like protein TAFA-1
Exons: 5
Coding region: 68-520 (150 amino acids)
Biological process (GO): regulation of neuroblast proliferation; neuroblast differentiation
Molecular function (GO): receptor ligand activity
Source: RefSeq, a predicted model, not a curated record
UGGAUUAUAUGUUCUCAGGCUCCGACAAGAACGUCUCAUCUGCUCCUCUCCUCCUCCAGCAGCUCCGAUGGACUGCAGGACUUCCCCGAGCCUCGCUCUCCUGUUCUGCCUGUCCUGUUUCUGGCCGACUUUCCCCGUUUCCUGCGCUCGGCGAGACGUUCAGAUCCACAAAGUGCCUCCGCUGUGGCCCCCGCAUUACCGGUACAAGGGAGACCUCAACGGCCUGCCAGUCAUUGCUGGUGGUACCUGCCGCGUGGUCUCCGCUCAGCGCUGCUGUAACAGGAAUCGCAUCGAGGAGCGUUCUCAGACGGUGCAGUGCUCCUGCCUGCCGGGGAAAGUGGCCGGAACCACGAGGGACAAACCUUCCUGCGUGGACGCGUCGAUCGUAAUGGGGAAGUGGUGGUGUGACAUGGAGCCGUGUCUGCAAGACGAGGAGUGCCAAACCCUGCCCGAUAACUCCGGCUGGAUCUGCUACAUGGGGGGGCGCGUUAAGACCACUAAGAUUCACCCCCAAUUCUGAGGCUCUCUGCCGCCAUCCGCUGGAUACCCCUCUAUGUUCCUGUCUUGGGGUAACUGAUACACCCAGUGCCUGGGUGGAGAGGCCGACCCCAGCUGAAAGGGGGGCCAGACUGGUAACAGGAUG